Mycena citricolor is the source of this 598-nucleotide messenger RNA. The record is from the annotation of a GenBank genome assembly. NCBI's taxonomy places the organism in Eukaryota, Fungi, Basidiomycota, Agaricomycetes, Agaricales, Mycenaceae.
CUUGGCUCACUUGGAUCAAACAGCAGUAGAUACUAAGAUAGAUCUGCGUCGUGCUACAACCCCCAUAUAGACAGACUAUUCGUGCACCUCCUCUGUAUGCCAAGCCUUCUAGACCGGCGAUACCAAACGCGAACCUCGCGUUCAAUAUCAGUAAUAUCAACCGGUGCAGUAACCACGUUUUUUGCAUGCCCAACUAUCCACUGCUCUGGUUUCUGUUAGGUAGACGUCCAAGCACCAGGAGGUGCCACUUGUGAUGUGCGAGAUGAUACCAGGAAACGAUUUCUGCGCGAUUGCUUAUAGAAUAAUGAUAUCGUCGGGAUCGAUUACAGAGGCGUUGGAGAUAGCAAGAGGCCUUAUGGACCCUAUCCUGACACCAUGCCAGGUCUCUACUCGCUCAAGCUCUGCCUGGAGCUUUAGUGUGAGUAAGCUUAUCACGGAUGUCGUGAGCGAUCUCAGUGGUCUUGUGGAGCUUUUAGAGAACCUUUUUGCCUUUGAUUGAUUCAUUCGAAAGCCGCUGAAGACCGACCUCAAAUGUUAUCCGCCUGUCAGUGAUCGCUUCUUGACUUCUUUGUACGGCUCCAAAUGUGUUCUGUCAAUU